GUUCAAUUUUUACGGGCAACUGAGUCAACAACAUGAAAAAAUGGAUCCUGGGGAAGAAGACGAAAACCCCAAGAAUACCAUUUCACGAAUAAUAACUGGCCCAAUAGAGUUUGUUAAAAGUUUAAUCCCAUCAUGCACUAACAAUGACGAAGAGGUUAAAGCAGUGGAGAAGGUUGGUGACAAGCUUCGCAAAAAACGAAUGAAAACUAAGCGCCGAAGUAGCGCCAUACAUAAACGAGAAUAUUCCAGUCAUGUUAGUUUGAAGACGAAACGUAUGGGAAGUAAUCGCAGUGUUGUCAGAUAUAUUGGAAGCAAUGUACCUAUCGCACCGUCGAAAAGAGAAUAUUUAGAGCUUAUUGAUCACUCGCGCAAGGCUUUUAUGUCACAUGCAUCCACAUUUAUAUCAGCUAACUUGGAUCAGAUGAGACAACAUGUGGAUCAUGUGAAGUAUCAUGUGGUCCCUACUUUGGCAGACUUGGGACAAUUGGUUUGGGAGGAUGGUUUUGAUGAAGAAGACGUUGUAGAGGAAAAUGACCAACUCACAGAAUGUGAAGAAGAAGCUGAAGAUGAAAAAUCAAAUAAAGAGGAUUCCAUCAGCAUACCCCAAUCGUCAAAACCAACAAAUGAAACCAAUAGCACCGAAGAUAAAAAAAUUUCCCAUCUUGAAGACGAACUGGCAAAACUUAGAGCUCAAAUUGCAAUGAUCGUAUCAACACAAGGAGGUGCAUCUACAACUACUGGACCCACACAACCAACUCCUGUAGCUGUUGUACCACCAACAGCAGUUGCCCCUCCACCACCACCGCCGCCGCCACCACUACCUCCACCACAAACGUUAGCUGCGACGCCAAAUACCCAGAAAUUAGUAAAAAGAAAAAAAAGCGAGGAGGAAAAACAAUACCCUGUCAUGGACGAUCUUUUAAAAGGAUUGUCAACUGUCAAAUUAAAAACAGUCGACAUCAGCAGAUCGCCAGGCGGUACUCCAUUAAAGAGGAACGUCCAACCUCGUGCAGAUUCAACAAAUCCUGCUGACAUCAUUGCCAGAGCUUUGCGAGAAAAAUUUCAGAAAUCAAGAUUAUGUUAUGAUUCGCCAGAAAAAGAUGGAAGUCCACAGUCUGGCUUUACUCCUUCUCCUGUCAGGAAACAUAAAAAAUCACCCAAGGUCCAUUCAACCUUGGUGAGACCAGUACCUCGACCUAGGCCUAAGCCGAGGACUAAAAAGCGUAUAUCGAAAACUGAAAAGAGUGAAGGAAACAAGGAUAACCAUACGACGAACAUUUCGUUCACUUAAACAACUUUUAAAAAUUUAACGUCAGCUUUUCAUCGAGUUUUUUUCGAUGUUUUAAAAGUGCAUGUCGUCCUCUUCUUUUCUACACGUUAGAAACGGAUGCAACCUUGCACUCAAGAUAUAACAGUUCAACAUACAAGUGUUUACGUGAACAGCACUGUUACGAGUAUAUGUUUUUAUAGAAUUGUUUUUGUUUGUGUACAUUUUGUAAAAUUAACAAAUGUGAUAAAUAACUAUA
Messenger RNA from Hydractinia symbiolongicarpus, 1526 nucleotides. Its product is annotated as mitochondrial fission regulator 1-like. Gene Ontology annotation, biological process: mitochondrial fission; aerobic respiration. Bases 41 to 1291 code for a protein of 416 amino acids. The transcript is spliced from 9 exons. The record is from RefSeq and is a predicted model, not a curated record. Gene Ontology annotation, cellular component: mitochondrion. NCBI's taxonomy places the organism in Eukaryota, Metazoa, Cnidaria, Hydrozoa, Anthoathecata, Hydractiniidae.